UCUUCUAAAUAUUCGCAGUCGCUAUUGUCCGUUCAUUGACUAAAAGCUAAAUAUAUUUUUGAAAAACUAAAUAAUGGGGGUGUUUAAGUUUUUAUUAAUUGCAGUAGGAAUACUUAUAAAUAAAUCUGCAAGUGAACCGGCGGAUAUUUAUUUCGAUGACGUCGGAUUUGUUCUCGCAAUAUUUGAAAAAAAUCCUUUGAGACAAAACGAAAUUUUAUUUGUCGGUCAAGGAGUUUUAAUUGGACCUAAUAAAGUUAUCACGAGUUCGGACUUUCUUUAUGAGGACGCCGAUUUACAAGUGCGCGCUUAUAAUUGGCCGAAAAAUCAUUUUCAAUAUGAUAAAAAACCUUCGAUGUCGGAUUACCAGGAACGACAAGUUAAAGAAAUAAAACCAGUGGCGGAACUUUCGCUCCUUCAAUUGCUUAUUUUGGAGGAACCUUUUGAACAUAAUGUUCCUCUUAUCAAAUACUUUGAUAAUUAUUCCGAAGAUGUAUAUAACACGGGCACUAAGUGCGCAUUAGUGAAACUUAAGUACAAGGACAGUAAAUUUUACCAUAAAUUACUUGGCCCAACAUUAAAGAUCAAACAAAGGAAUAUAGCCAAGCAAAAAUCUUUUAGGCCAGAAGGAUGCAGUCCAAAGCUUCGGUCGAUUAUAACUAAAAACCACAUGAAUGUAUUUAGAGAAAAUAAUUAUUUUUGUGCCACGGAAACUGGAAAAAAACAUUGCAACAGUUACCCAGGAGCAGCUGUCAUUUGCCAAUCAUUGACAAGCCAAGAAAGUUAUUUAGCAGGCAUUCAAAUUCUUAAUGAUAAUUGUGAGCUCAUGUUCCAAAACACUCAAACUCUUCCAGAGAAUUUGGAAUGAAUAAAAUUCUAAUUAGGAGAAGGGGGGGGGGGGAGGGCAAAACGGGAUAGGCCGGCAAAAUGGGAUACCUUCAAAAUUUCGUCAAAAUUUUUUUUUCUCGAAAAACUUUCGAAAAUGGUCAAAAAUGACAUCUAGUAUCAUUUUACACUAUUAAAAGCUAAAAAAAAACAUUUUUAUAUUUUUUGCGAAAAGUAUAAUAUUGGCGCCAAUUUCAAAUUUUGAAAAGAAAUAACAAGGAAAAACUUAUUUAAAAAUAUGUUGAGAGUAAAUUUUAUUACUUACAUCAAUUUAGAAAUACAUUAUUACAUCAAUUUUAUUCACUUGAAAAAAAAAAAAAAAAAUUUACGUUUUUUUUGGGGUAUCCCAUUUUGCCCGCAGAAAAUAAAAAAUUUUUUUCUGAUGGCAGUCUAAAAUUCGUUAUAUUUAUUUCAAAUAGAAUCAAAAUGAAGCCAAUUUACGAUAUUUAUGUCCCUAAAAACUAAAUUUUCCGUUAAGUAUCCCAUUUUGCCCCCCCCUUCCCCUAAUUAUAAAUAUUAUAUGAAAAAUAAAAAUUACUGCA
Microplitis mediator is the source of this 1424-nucleotide messenger RNA. RefSeq lists its product as uncharacterized. The coding region runs from base 74 to 865 and encodes 263 amino acids. Lineage: Eukaryota; Metazoa; Arthropoda; Insecta; Hymenoptera; Braconidae. The transcript is spliced from 4 exons. The record is from RefSeq and is a predicted model, not a curated record.